This is a messenger RNA of Quercus robur (English oak), 3001 nucleotides long. RefSeq names its product probably inactive leucine-rich repeat receptor-like protein kinase IMK2. NCBI's taxonomy places the organism in Eukaryota, Viridiplantae, Streptophyta, Magnoliopsida, Fagales, Fagaceae. Gene Ontology annotation, biological process: protein phosphorylation. The record is from RefSeq and is a predicted model, not a curated record. Gene Ontology annotation, molecular function: protein binding; ATP binding; protein kinase activity. The transcript has 2 exons. Bases 184 to 2760 code for a protein of 858 amino acids.
CUGACUUUGGACUCUGAACCCCCAUCUCUCUUCUAAUCAAGAUUCCCUUCUCUUCUCUCUCACUUCUCACAUGCUUUAUCUUACCCUUCUCUCUAUAUUUCUUCCUCUCAAUCAUCUCACUUUAGCUAUUUAGUUUUUCCUUUCAUUGUUCCUCAAUAUACAGUCCUCUAGAUCAAAAAACUCAUGGACACCAAGUUUGGGAGUCCAUUUGUCACAAACCCAUUUCAGUUUCUUCACUUUGCAUCUAAAGAAACCACUAAUUGGUUUAGUAAAGUUUUCCUUUAUACCUUGUUGUUUUUUCAAAUUUUGGGUUUUACUAAACUUGUUUCAGGUGGUCACCAAUGGGAUGGGAUAAUUGUUACUCAAGCAGAUUAUCAAGCGCUCAGGGCCUUGAAACAUGAACUAGUCGAUUUCAAAGGCGUGUUGCGCAGCUGGAAUGACAGUGGUUAUGGUGCUUGUUCUGGUGGGUGGGCAGGAAUCAAGUGUGUACAUGGUCAAGUCAUUGCUCUCCAGCUUCCUUGGAAGGGAUUGGGUGGCAAAAUCUCUGAGAAGAUUGGCCAGCUUCAAUCUCUUAGAAAGAUUAACCUCCAUGACAAUGUUCUUGCUGGCAGUGUUCCUUGGUCUCUUGGUUUCUUACCCAAUCUCAGAGGGGUGCACCUCUUCAAUAACCAGCUUUCGGGUUCUAUUCCUCCUUCAAUUGGUAACUGUCUUCUCCUUCAGACUCUUGAUUUAAGUAAUAAUGCACUCACUGGGGCAAUUCCUAGUCUUGAAAACUCAACCAGGUUAAUUAGACUCAAUCUGAGCUUCAAUUCAUUGACGGGUACAAUCCCAAAUAGUCUCACUAAAUCCCAUUCUUUGAUCUUCCUUGCUCUCCAGCACAACAAUAUCUCUGGCUCUAUUCCUAAUACUUGGGGUCAAAUAGGAAAAAAUACUUACCACCUUCAGUUCUUGACUCUUGAUCAUAAUCUUAUCUCUGGAACUAUUCCUGUUUCUCUUAGCAAGUUGGGUUGGCUUGAAGAGAUUUCUCUUAGCCAUAACAAGCUUUCUGGGACCAUACCUAGUGAGCUAGGCAGCCUCUUGAGGCUCCAAAGGCUAGAUUUGUCAUACAAUGCUAUUAAUGGAAGCUUUCCUGUUAGCCUUUCCAACCUUUCCUCUCUUGUUUCGUUGAAUCUAGAGGGCAACCACCUUGGAAACCAGGUCCCAGAAGCACUGGACAGGUUACAAAACCUUUCAGUACUCAAUCUAAAGAAUAAUCAAUUCAAAGGCCAAAUCCCAGCAACCAUAGGGAAUAUCUCGGGCAUUAACGCAAUUGAUUUGUCUCAUAAUAAUUUCAGCGGAGAAAUUCCAGAUUCACUUGACAACUUAGCAAAUCUCACUUCUUUCAAUAUUUCUUACAACAAUCUGACUGGUGCAGUCCCAUUGCUCCUUUCCAAAAAGUUCAAUUCAAGCUCUUUUGUGGGCAAUAUUCUAUGUGGGUAUGACUCUUCUAUCCCAUGUCCUUUUUUAUCUCCACCUCAGAACAAUCCAGGACCAUUUCAAGGGCCUACUGUGAAACCGCACCACCACCACCACCACCACAAACUAAGCACCAAGGACAUAAUUCUCAUAGCAGCUGGUGCAGUCUUAGCCGCUCUGCUUCUUCUGUGUUGCAUUUUGCUUUGUUGUUUGAUCAGGAAAAGAGCUGCUUCAAAAGGAAAGAAUGGUAAAACCGCGAAAAGUGCUGCUGCUUUGGGAAGUUCCGAGAAGGAAAUUACUUCUGGCACUCAUGUUGAAUCCGGAGGUGAAACAGGUGGCAAAUUAGUUCAUUUUGAUGGGCCAUUUCUCUUUACAGCUGAUGAUCUAUUGUGUGCAACUGCUGAAAUAAUGGGAAAGAGCGCUUAUGGAACUGCAUACAAGGCUACUUUAGAGGAUGGUAAUCAAGUUGCUGUGAAGAGGCUGAGAGAAAAGACUACAAAGGGUCAUAAGGAGUUUGAAUCUGAGGUUGCUGCACUAGGCAAAGUUCGACACCCGAAUCUCCUAGCCCUUAGAGCUUAUUACAUGGGACCCAAGGGAGAGAAGCUUCUUGUCUAUGAUUACUUGACUAAUGGGAGUCUAGCAUCCUUCCUUCAUGCUCGUGGGCCAGAAACCAUUAUCAAUUGGCCAACAAGGAUGAACAUUGCCAAGGGCAUUGCACGUGGUUUAUGCCACCUGCACGCACAAGAGGAAAUGGCACAUGGAAAUCUCACAUCGAGCAACAUAAUACUUGAUGAGCAGAUCAAUGCCCACAUUGCAGACUUUGGCCUCUCUCGUCUUAUGACAGCUGCUGCAAACACCAAUGUGAUUGCUACUGCAGGCUCACUUGGCUACAAUGCACCAGAGCUCUCAAAGAUGAAGAAGGCCAAUACAAAGACCGAUGUCUAUAGUCUUGGGGUGAUUAUAUUGGAGCUCUUGACAGGGAAAUCACCCAGUGAAGGCAUGAAUGGGAUGGAUUUGCCCCAAUGGGUGGCAUCAAUUGUGAAGGAGGAAUGGACAAAUGAAGUUUUUGAUUUGGAGCUCAUGAGGGAUGCGCCAAUUAUAGGUGACGAGUUGCUUAACACAUUGAAAUUAGCUCUGCAUUGUGUUGAUCCUUCACCAGCAGCACGGCCAGAAGUUCAACAAGUUCUUCAGCAGCUAGAAGAGAUUAAGCCAGAGCUGCCAGGAAGUUCAGGUGAUGAAGGUGCUGGAGUGCCAACAGCAGGUGAUGAUGGAGCAGUCAAACUGCCAUCAUCAGCAAGUGAAUGAUUGGUUUAUUUAAUUUUGGGGUUUUAUAUAGUUUACUUGGUUUAUAGGAGAUGAGAGAUAUAGGUAUUAGGUAGUGCUCAAAUUCUUUGAUUCUUAUUGUUUGUAUGUAAAUACAAGCUCAUUCCAAACAUUAUUUAGAAUAAUAAGCAUUCUUUUCUUAUGUAGGAGAAUGAUGUAUUCUUUCUUCUUUUUUGAAACCAGAAUUGGUGUAUUCUUUCAAUAAAAUUAUGAAUUUGCAAGA